Molecule: messenger RNA, 3658 nt
Organism: Cheilinus undulatus (humphead wrasse)
Lineage: Eukaryota; Metazoa; Chordata; Actinopteri; Labriformes; Labridae
Gene: arb2a
Product: family with sequence similarity 172 member A
Exons: 11
Coding region: 179-1447 (422 amino acids)
Biological process (GO): regulatory ncRNA-mediated heterochromatin formation
Cellular component (GO): nucleus
Molecular function (GO): siRNA binding
Source: RefSeq, a predicted model, not a curated record
CGGUUAUCCUGUUGUAACUUUCCUGUUUGUUUUGGCUCCACGUAGAGCGACUGCAAACAUUCCGAGAGUUGUUUACAAGAGUACGAAACAGUAGACAUAUGUUGACUGUAGCUGAAACAGUGACAUUACACUCUGAGGCUGCUUUAGCAUUAAAUUGAUCUUUGGAAGGGGAGGACCCAUGCUCUCUCAUCUUUGUGCUGCCACUCCAGCCGUGUACAUAUUCUGGAUCACUAUGGCCCAGGUAGCUGGCCAGGAGGACAGAGAGAAAACUACUGCGCUCAAAGAUUUGCUGUCACGAAUAGACUUAGAUGAACUGAUGAAGAAAGAUGAACCGCCUUUCACUUUUCCCAAAACACUGCAGGAGUUUGAAUAUGCCUUCAAUGACUAUGGCCAGCUCAGACAUAUAAAAACAGGGGAGCCCUUUGUGUUCAACGCCAGAGAGGAUCUCCACCGCUGGAACCAGAAACGAUACGAGGCUCUUGGAGAGAUCAUCACUCAGUAUGUUUACGAGCUGUUGGAGAAAAAGUACAACAUGACUAAAGAAAUCCUUCCAGUGGAUGCUAAAGACGAUGAGCCCACUAGCUUUAUCUACUUGAGUCCAGAUGCCUUGCCCAACCCGUCCAAGCUGCUGAUGCUGAUCCAGGGCAGUGGCGUGGUGCGGGCUGGUCAGUGGGCCCGCAGACUCAUCAUCAACCAGGACCUGGACUCAGGGACUCAGAUCCCCUUUAUCACCAGAGCAAUGGAGGAGGGCUACGGUGUGAUGGUGCUCAACCCCAAUGAGAACUACCUGGAGGUGGAGAAGCCCGCCAAGUCAUCUCCCUUGCCCUCUCCCACCGAACCCUCAGACGAACCUGCUGAAAAGCGGGAACGCAAGGAUGACAAGGAGGGCAAAAAGAAGAGAGAGUUUUAUGAGAAGUACCGCAACCCGCAGAAGGAGACGGAGACCGAACGGAUCCCAAUACGGGAAAAUAGUUCCUCUGAGGAACACGUGCUGUACGUGUGGGACCACUUUGUGUCUAAAGCUGAAGCCAAGAAUGUUUUCAUUGUUGCCCACAGCUAUGGAGGGCUGUCCUUCGUCGAGCUGAUGAAUCAAAGGGAAAUGCAAGUGAAGAGCAGAGUGUGCGCCGUGGCUCUGACUGACUCAGCUCAUAACAUCUGGCUACAGGAGACCAGCAAAGGCACACAAGACUGGAUGCAGCAGCACUGUUGUAACUGGGUAUCAAGUCCAGAGCCGCUGGACACACCACUGGACCCCAUGCUGCCUGACUGCCCUCGUGUCUCUGCAGGCACAGAGAGGCAUGAGCUGACCUCCUGGAUGAGCUUCAACUCCAUCUUUAGGUUCUUCAACGAGGUCCUGGAGGUGAAGGAGGACGAGGAGGCAGAGGAGACCUUAAACACUGUCACCACCCGCAGCAGCUCCCUCAAAAACAGACACCAGGAUUUGUAGAGCAGAAAUGACUCUUAGGAAGAGAGGGAGCCAGUGGAUUAUUAGGGGGCAAUGCAGAAAGGAAAACUCCAGAUCUCUAAUAUUUUCCAUCUCCUUCAUCCUCUCUCCAUCUUUCCUUCCCUCUCUCUUCUCAUUGCGGGUGCUGUCUCUCCCUUCCUGUCCUCCUGGCUCUGCACACAAAUAGCCUUGCUGUUGUUGUAAGACAGAGGAGUACAGGGUCACCAUGUAUACAUCACAAUAACGUUUUGCAUUACUUCUAGAUGAGCGCAACUGUCAAAGCAAUAUGUGCCUGAGUGUUAGCGCUUCCCGUGGGCUGUGGCCUGGCUGCGGGUACGGGCCACGGCAGCAAAGAUUAAGGCUGACAGGCGCUGUGCACAAUGCGCCGUGGUGCACCUCUAAUUGUCCUGACAUCAGCCUGAACUGAGCUAAUGCCCUGCCUGCCCUCCAGUCUGCACCGCUCACGUCUCCCUCCUCUUCCUCGUCUUCCCCACGGUCCUAAAGCCUAAGCUGCUCUCGCUGAAAUUAGCUCAUCUAUGAAAUCUUUAGAUAACAUUUCAGCCUCAUCACCGCUUUUAUUUAACCUUUAAAAAUCUUUUUAAAGCACUAAUAUACAGUCUUUGUUUUGCUUUAAAUGAUGAUCAUUUUAUGAUGUUUAAAACGUUCUUCUUUGUGUAAACAUAGCUCUAUCUCUGCCAUAUAUUUCUGAGACUGCUUUGCUAAUAACAAGAAAUAUUCUUUUUUUUAAUUUCCCAACUUUGUGCUAAAUUUGAAUGCAGCUCCUCUCACAGAUUCCCACUAUUUGAUUUUUAAUAUGAAGCCAAUACUUCUCCGAGCUGCAAGUGUUUAUUUCACAAUAUCUCCAGGUUUGAUUUGCAAAACUGUGCACAGUCCAUCUCUGUGUUUAUUAUAAAUAUAUACCCUUUUUUUCAAUUUGAUAUCCUUGAAAUUGAUGUCUGCGAAUGAUUGGAUAUGAUGAAACAAAUAAAACAAAAACAACCUGUGCUGAAUAUGGAAAAUCCAGGACACUGAGCCUAUUUAAAAUGACUUAAAGUCAAGCAUCAAACUGGGUUUGAGGGAUAUCUCAUUUUAACAGGAGCCAGAAGUCAGCUCACAACACUCAUAAAGCCUCAAUAUAUCGCCUUACACAUGUCAGGAAAGCCGCCAUUUCAAUAUUAUUCUAAGCCUGAAUGAUAUUUCCUUAGAUGUUGGAGAAAAGUAACAUAUCUAUUCUUUCCCUUUUCUUCCAAAGUACUCUCCUCUUGUGUGCUUAGAAGUGACAGAGUCAGCUCCCUGCUCAGCUGCACAUAAUCUGACUACGUGACACAAACAUGAUAAAAAUUUUCCACAUGGCUGCUGUGUUUUAUAAACCACUCAAGGCUUAAUGGAAUACAUUUCUAAUGUGUCAUGACAUUAGUAAAAACUCAAACUGGAUACUAAAUCUUCUGAUACCUUAGACACAUUCUCAAAUAUGUACUUUUCUCCUCUUUUUUUCACCUUAAAUAGCACCAUUGUUUAACUUUUACACUGUGAAAUCCUGCCUCUCCUGCACACUGCGAGCAUGCUUUAAGGCUUUUGUGGAUUAUCUUCCCGCUGUAAUGAGACAACUGUGGCUGAUGGUUGCAGGCCUAAUUUCCUUUUAAUUUGAUUCAGAUCUCUCCAGGUUUCAGCAAAAGAACUUGGCUUAUUAUUUGAUUUGAUGAGUUUCGUUUCAAAGAUACCAUUGCUCAUCUUUCUGCUUUUCAGCUACAAUCAGUUCAUUUUUCACUCCAUAAUUUGUAUAUUGUUGCCUUAGGAACAAACAAGACUCUGUUCACUGUUUUUAAUAAUAUCCAGCAAAAAGCCAUAUGUGAAUGGAACUAAAGAUGUAAGAGCAGCCUCCAUCCAAAGCACAGUCUGCAAGUGGAAGGACACUCAUUUAGACUAUUUCUCUUCACAACAUGAUUUUUUUGCAGAUGGUUAUUAGUUUAAGAAACACACCUAUUAUGUUUAUCAUGUUAUAAGUCUUUGGAUUUUAUGAAAGUGAGUCUCCUGCAUAUUUUUCUUUUUUUCCAAAUCUUUGUCUCACUAACUUCUGAUCCCUCUGGGUUUUAAAUGCUGUCGUCAGAAUUUAUGUCCAAGUUUCUGCUACUUAAUAACUGAUCUUUUACAAGAUUUCAUUUUUGUAAUUAACUGAUUUAAUCAAAAGCAAAUAAAAUGAACUUUUGCAUCCUG